This is a messenger RNA of Stegastes partitus (bicolor damselfish), 1800 nucleotides long. RefSeq names its product dynein axonemal assembly factor 10 (gene dnaaf10). Gene Ontology annotation, molecular function: protein binding. The transcript is spliced from 8 exons. The record is from RefSeq and is a predicted model, not a curated record. Bases 64 to 1140 code for a protein of 358 amino acids. Lineage: Eukaryota; Metazoa; Chordata; Actinopteri; Pomacentridae.
GGCCUCUUCCUACUUUUCUGGUGGAUUCAAACCGUUUUGCAGAAUAUUUCCACUUCAGCCAAGAUGUCAACGCCUCUAUCCAAGCCUCAGAUUAUCGCGCACAUCCAGAAGAGUUUGAACUACACCGUUUUUGACAGCAAAUGGAUUCCGAGCAGCGCCAAGUUUGUGUGUCUGGGGAACUUUCCCAGAGGAACCGGAGUGAUGCAGAUAUAUGAAGUUCAGCACGGAGAGGCUCAGCUCGUCAAGGAGGUAGAGAAACCUAAACCCAUAAAGUGCGGGACGUUCGGGGCCACCUCUCUUCAACAAAGACACAUAGCAACUGGGGAUUUUGAUGGAAAUCUCAAUAUAUGGAAUCUGGAGACGCCUGAUGUGCCAGUGUACACCGUAAAGGCCCACAAAGAGAUAGUGAACAGCAUUGAUGGUGUCGGCGGCCUGGGAAUCGGCGAUGGUGCGCCUGAGAUAGUCACCGGAAGCAGAGACGGGACGGUAAAGGUGUGGGAUCCCAGACAGAAGGAGUCGCCUGUCGCCAACAUGGAGCCUGUGGAAGGAGAAACCAAGAGGGACUGCUGGACUGUUGCAUUUGGUCAUGCCUUCAACGAUGAGGACCGCUGUGUGUGCGCCGGCUACGACAACGGCGACAUUAAACUCUUCGACCUGCGGAACAUGUCUCUGCGGUGGGAAACCAACAUCAGAAACGGGGUAUGCUGUGUGGAGUUCGACAGGAAAGACAUCAACAUGAACAAACUGGUGGCCACCUCGCUGGAGGGGAAAUUCCACGUCUUUGACAUGAGGACCCAGCACCCCACCAAGGGCUUCGCCUCUGUUUCCGAAAAGGCUCAUAAAUCAACCGUCUGGCAGGUGAGACAUUUGCCUCAGAACAGAGACAUCUUUAUGACUGCAGGGGGAGCAGGCAACCUCCAUCUAUGGAAAUACGAGUAUCCUGCUCAGAGAAGCAAAAAAGACUCUGACGACGUGGAUGUCGGUGUCGCCGGCUCCGUCAACCUCUUACAGAACGUCACUCUGUCCACUCAGCCGAUCGCCAGCCUGGACUGGAGCCCCGACAAGCAGGGCCUGUGUGUGUGUUCGGGCUUCGACCAGUCUGUCCGUGUCCUCAUUGUCACCAAGCUCAACGUAGUGUGAAAAAGCAGACCACUUCCAAGACUCUUGGGCAGCUUAAAAUGAAGUCAGACACAACUGCAGAGAUGCACCAACUGUGUGUGAAUGACACUGAAUCGUCUCUUAUUAGAGGACACCGGUUUCCUGCUGUGAGUCUGGGCAACUGUCUAGAUUUUGCACAAUUGUUUUCUUGCCAGACAACACUUUAACUCAAAUGAACUGGGGAGUCUUGUUUGGAUUUGGCCGUUUUGUCUCUGUUGAUAUCUCUGAAAAUGUGUCGUGCCUGAUUUUUAUCCUGGAGUGUGGUAAACAUCUCUCUGUAACACCAUUAUACAUUUUCCAUAUGACUAUAAAGCCUCUAUUGAGAUGAAGGAUGGAGUCAUACAGCCUUUGGCUUGGACUGAUUGAUGAACAAAAUGAAUUUCUUGAUCAAUUUCCAUUUUUGUAGGAGGCUCUGAGUAUCACCUGUCUUCUGUUGUUGCACUGCGGUGAACAUUGUUGUGCUCCAGUUUCAUUUGUUGUUAAAGUUGUUGCUUUUGAUAUGAUAUUUUUUUGAGAACUCUUGUUUUUUCAAAUUAAACGUGGGUUUGGAGAGAAAAGGGUUGACCUCUGGCCAAAAAGAUUUCUGAAAUCACGUGCAAGUAAAGUCAAGAGAAGUACUUUUUUUAUAAACACGCUUAAAAC